Molecule: messenger RNA, 1980 nt
Organism: Fulvia fulva
Lineage: Eukaryota; Fungi; Ascomycota; Dothideomycetes; Mycosphaerellales; Mycosphaerellaceae
Exons: 1
Coding region: 1-1980 (659 amino acids)
Source: RefSeq, a predicted model, not a curated record
AUGGCUCCCAACAAGAAGAAGAGCAAGACGCUAUGUCUUCGUUGCCCAAAGGACGAAGAAUUGGCUGCCAACAACCACGGGGCGAACCUCAGCAAAUGUCUCAAGGAAUUCCCUCUCGACAGGAAGAAGAAUCUCAAGGUCCUCUGGCCAGACUUUUCAGCUGGCGACGUCCCUCCGGCUUUGGAUUUCAGCGAUGAGCAGGUCUGCAAGGACCUCAUCGCUGAGGCUCAUGCUCUUGAUGCUGACGCUAGAUCUGGUGCUACCUUCCAAGGUCAUUCAAUCAACAGGUCUAUGCUGGAGGCUGCUGCUUCGAAGGCUUAUCCUGCGGCUGAGAAAAAGAACAACAAGGGCAAGCUACCGAAUGCACCAGCGCCAAGUGCUCCUGUUGCAUCGUCUUCUGGUCCAGCUCCGAUGGUUUUGCCUAUCCGUCCGGCUGCUGCUCCAGUAGCGGCUCCUGCUCCAGUCAUGGCUUCUCCAGCGCCUACAAUGCCUGCUCCAGCUCCAUUGCCAACUCUUGCUGCACCAUCUGCACCAGCUGUGACCACCGCACCAUUCACCCAGGUUACUCCAGGAGUUGUUGGACCGCCAACCGCAGCUCGUUUUGUUCCAGCCAAUGCAGCGAAUGUGGUCCAGGUCACGAACACGGCAUCCAGUGUUCCGAUCAUAGCACCAGCUGACACUGCUGAAGCUACGAGCGUCACGCUCAAGAAUGUCACCAACAUCUCGCCAGUUCCAUAUGUCAACAAAUUGGCUCAUCGUGAACUCGAGACUGGACUAAGCAAUGGUCGUAUCGUCAUCCACACCAAAGGUGGCGCCGAGCCAAACGACACACAGAAGAAACCUGAGCUCAACAAGAUUGCUCACAAGCUGGGUCUUCGCACUGCAUAUGCUCAAAAAGGCAGUAAAGGCAAAGUUCUCACCAAUCAUCUCAAAUUCACACCUCCGAAGCAGAUCAUCGUAUAUUCUGUGGAGAUGCGGCGAGGGUUCAAUCAGCACAAUGAACCGAUCUAUAUCAAGAGACAAUGGGACCAAAAGAAAGUCAUCGAGACUUUAUCCCAAAAUGACGGGCUGUGGGCUGCGCAGAUUCAAGCCAACGCCAAUGCUUGGGUGACGGAUGGAGACUUGAUCUGGUCUACAGUACCACUAUUCCAUGCCACUGAUCCCACCCACGUCCCUCAGCCAUUGCAGGGUCCAGACCCUGGUCUACAGUACGACAACGAAAUGGGGCAGACACUCGAUGUUGAGCGUGUGACUGUGAGCCACAAUCGAACCGUCCCAAUCGCUGGAGUGGAUAUUGGAGAGCUCUUCUACGACAAGAAUGCUCCACGCUUCGACGAUAGUCUUCCUGGCAUCCUCACCAGAGGUUACAACGCGUUCCUUACAAGUCAUGCUCGAACACUGGUCGGACCCAACCAGAACGAUCUCACACAGUCUGGCCUCAACAGAUCUUUCGAAAAUCGCUCUGUUGCGCUUGACCCUGCCCAGCGACUGACCGUCAACGCCAUGUCUGGCUACUACCUAUCUGCUAGGCCAGGUGUGAAUAGCAUGUUCAUCAACAUCAAUCACGCUACCUCCCCAUUCUUCGCGAGCAUCACUGUGGCACAUUGCAUCAGACGAUCGAUCGAUCUUGGCAGGAGUGUCAAAGAAAUCAAGCAGAUUCUGAAAGGCGCCAAAGUCCGCAUCAGAUACGGUGCUGCCAUUUUCAAUUCUCAGAGACCAGCGACACGACACCGUUUCAUACACAGCGUGGGUCUACCGAUCAAAAGCCAGCCUCCUAGACGAACAUUCACUAGUGUCACCAAUGUUCACGCUUGGUACACAGUGCCACAUAACCACCCAUAUCGACGGCUCCCAGAAUUUCCCACCACUGCAGUCAACCUCGAUCCCGAUGAUUGGGCCAUCAACACUGGCAAGGAUCCCACUAAGCUUCCAGCCUUGGAAGAAUGGAUCCCCGCCAGUCAGCUCGAGAUUGAGCCAUGA